UGUUAGUUGGAGCGGAGAAGCGGAGCUGUCCACUCUGACAGGUGCUGACUGCGUGAGCGCUGGAGACUGGGGUACGCACCAUGAGGGUCAUGAAAGCAACGGUAGUGAUGGUGAUGUGUCUGGCCUGGCAGUCAGUUUGCAGCAGAAUAUCUUCAGGCUGUUUGUCAACGAUGAGGUCAUGUGUUUCUCCAGAUCUCUGUGCAAGUGAGAACCUUCUGAGAAAGAUCUGUGAUUCUGAAGAUGGCAAGUGUGCACUGUCGAGCUCUGAGCACUGUAAUGUGACCAUCCAGACCAUAUUAGGCCACUCGCCUUUGUGGAGAGAGUGCGUGUGCGCUGAUGAGGAUUCAUGCAGCGCUCUACAGCUGCUGGCUUCGCUGUGCCUUUUAUAUUUGGCAGGUGGCGAGGCCUCACGUGCAUCUGAUGAGUUCAGUGUGGCAGCCCAACAGGAGAACAACCACAUCAGCGCACAUGAACAAAAGCAGCUGAAGACAGAAUGGAAAGCGAGCAGUCUUUUAGGAUACGUGCCUGGCCCGAACUCAUCAUGUCUUCUGGAGACAACUCUGUGUAUUCAGGAUGAAGUCUGCAACAGGCAGCUGGUGCCAUUUGUCCAGUCCUGCUCUGAUCCUCAGUGCGAGGACAGUCGCUGCAGGCUGGCCAUGAGACGCUUCUUCUCAGAUCUGCCCCAGACUGUGGCCGAGAUGCUGGUGUUCUGUGAGUGUGAGCGAGAGGACCAGGACUGCCAGGACGUCCAAAAAACUCUGCAUUCCAGCUCCUGCCCAGGAGGCCACACGCUGCUAUGGAACUGCUUGGAGAUGCUGGACAGCUGCACUGGAGACAAGCUCUGCAGGCAGACGUUCGAAGGGUUCCUGUCCAACUGCUUUGGCCCAGAAGAUGCUCCGUUAAGUGAAUAUUCUAUCAGGGACUUGAUACACCUCAUAGAUCUCGACUUUUUCCUCAGUGGAGAUAAAGAAUGCAGGAUGGCCUUCGUGGCUACAAUGGGGUCUAUACUACAGAGCCCAUGCACCUGCCAUGGACUGCACCGUGAUGAUCUUUACAGAUGCAAUCUACUCCAGCAGGCAAUACAAAACAGAUCCCACUUCAGACUUCAAGAAACAAAGAGAAACGUUUCUUCUAUACAGUUGCAAGUAAAUAAAUCAGAGCAGAGCCGUUUGUGGUUUAAUGAACAGCUGUGGUACUUUGUGACCACUGUCUUUGUGGUGGUGGUGGUAAUAUUAACUCUGGUUGUCGUCGUAUCUCACAAACUGGGGGGAACGGACAGCUUGUCCAAGCAAGGAAGAUACAGUCCUCCAGAGGAUUCCACUAAGUCACUCGUCCUGUAGUGUCUGUUCAGUGCCACCGUUGGGCCCAAAGCAUUAUUAUGCACUUCUUUAACCUAAGAACAUCUCAGCCUGUUUGCGCUGAAGUCUCCAUGGUUGCUAAAUAAUAAGUCGUAGUAUGUAAGGUGUUAACUCAUUAUUGUGUCCAUACAAAGCAUAUGAUUUUAUAUUUGUUUUAUUGUGACACCUUAUGCUUGUAUAUACUGUAUUUUUUCAGUGUUGUUAUUUAUUGUUUCUAUAUAGUGGAGGUCUGAAAGUCUGACAUGACAGGUAUAUAUAUAGACAUUGUUCAUUAUAUUACUCUGGUUGCUGUGACUGUUAUUUUAUAGUUCAAUAUGUUGUAGAGUUAAUGCUGCAUGUCAGGGCUUAAGCACUGUAAUAUGAAUUUGACUGUUCUUUAUUCAUGUACUACCAGCCAAUAAAUGUUAUAACGUAAUGUCAUGAAAAGAAGGUGAGGGUCUCAAUCAGGAGCUGGAACAGCAUCAGCAGUGAGCACAGUUAAUACAGCUUAUAAUCUAAAGUGUUUAUUGUAAAACGUAAAAUAUCCAGUAGGUUCCCGGUUGAAGUGCUGUUCAGUGGUGUUAGUGAAGACGGGCCAUGUGAUUUUAAACAGUACACAUCACUCUGUAUCAUUUACCUCACCAUAGAGGUUUGACAACCCAGUCCAGAUGUUUCACGGCCUAAGGAUGAGUUUUUGACCCGGAGUUCAAUGGAACAUUAUGCACCAUAAAGAAACAGU
Messenger RNA from Pygocentrus nattereri (red-bellied piranha), 2076 nucleotides. RefSeq names its product GDNF family receptor alpha like (gene gfral). Gene Ontology annotation, biological process: nervous system development. NCBI's taxonomy places the organism in Eukaryota, Metazoa, Chordata, Actinopteri, Characiformes, Serrasalmidae. The transcript has 10 exons. Bases 81 to 1340 code for a protein of 419 amino acids. Gene Ontology annotation, molecular function: signaling receptor activity. Gene Ontology annotation, cellular component: external side of plasma membrane; signaling receptor complex. The record is from RefSeq and is a predicted model, not a curated record.